Molecule: messenger RNA, 1002 nt
Organism: Hypanus sabinus (Atlantic stingray)
Lineage: Eukaryota; Metazoa; Chordata; Chondrichthyes; Myliobatiformes; Dasyatidae
Product: probable G-protein coupled receptor 139
Exons: 2
Coding region: 1-1002 (333 amino acids)
Biological process (GO): G protein-coupled receptor signaling pathway
Cellular component (GO): membrane
Molecular function (GO): G protein-coupled receptor activity
Source: RefSeq, a predicted model, not a curated record
AUGAAUCGACCGGCGAUCCUACAGGUGAAAGACUUUUGUUACCCUGUUCUAGCGGUGUUUGGUUUACCCGCUAAUUUGUUAACAAUUAUUAUUCUGUCCCGAGGAAAAUGCGAUCUUUCCAAAUGCAUCUCUGCCUACAUGACGAUGAUGGCGGUGUCAGAUCUAUCGGUCAUUCUCAUCAAUGUCCUUGUCUAUGAGAUUUUAAUAUUCCGCCUGACCAGUUCAUUUCUGCAUUAUACGGAAGUCGUUAAAGCCACGAUCUACGUGCUGGCGGUCACUCUGGAACUAUCACGGUGGUACACGGUGGCCUUCACCUGUGAUCGAUAUGUUGCCAUAUGUUGUCAGAAGUUUAAAACAAAAUACUGCAGAGUGAAGACAGCCAGAAUCCUGGCAGCAGUAAUACUGGCGGGGCUUUGCUUGGAGAAUAUACCCCUCUUGUUUGCAUUUCAGCCUCAACGAAUAACUGGAAAUAUUUCGUGGGGUGUCCGCCCGAAAUUGGACAUCUUCAACUCUCCAAUGUUCGUCGCGCUCAGCAGAUUCAAAACCUUUCAAAACCUGCUGUGCGCAUUUGGUUUAAUACUUUUAUGUAAUGGGAUGACUGCCAGGCAUAUCUUAGUGACCAGCAAAUCCCGGCGUGGCUUCCGAACCCAUAAGAGUAAGAUUGAACGUGACCCGGAAAUGGAGAACAGGAAGAAGGGCAUCAUAUUACUGUUCUGUAUAUCGGGCAGCUUUAUACUAUUUUGGCUGCCGUCGGCAGUGACCAAUUUUAUCGCCAGCCUAACCAUGUAUUUUGAUCGCGACUAUUACUCUGCCCGAUAUAUCGCUGCUCAAACCGGGACUCUGCUCACGAACAUGAGUUCUUGUACAAACACGUGUAUUUAUGCAGCAACCCAAACUAACUUCAGGGCAGAGUUGAAAACGUUGAUACUGUCUCCUUGGACGCUUAUCCGGAAAUUGAUCAAGAGAAAUGUCAGAUCACCUAAGGCUUUCUCCCAUGAGUAA